AUGACUAAUUAUUGUCGUUGUCAUUUCCAUUCGUUCUCAUUAUCAUUAUCAUCAUCGUUAUCCGAAUUAGUUGGCAUUUUGCCGAAAGUUUCUGGUUCCUUACGCCCUAAACUGGAUCCGCGACAGUUGACGGACAUUGACGGCAACCCACGGGAGCUUGAACCUGGUGAGAAGCCCCUGGAGUUGUCCACUAGUUGCAAGGAUUUCGUUGAGGUGAACAAAGCCUGCGACAGCGAGAUUGAGCAGUUCUGCCAAGGAAUGUACUAUCAUGGCGAUACCAUGACUUGCUUAACGCAGUGGACCAGCCAGAGCGAUUUGAGCAGUGGCUGCGUGGCCGCGCUGCCGAAAAAGGGCUCUGGCGACGAUGAUGAGGUUGAUGCCGAGAAGGCAGCCUGGAGGGCAAAGAAGAAGGCAGCAAGGCAAGCUGCCAUGGAUGCCAUCGAGAAGGAGCUGGGAGUGCACGAGAUCAUACUUAGUAACCUCUCCCCCUUCCCCCUUCCUGGCACCUGCCUUCAGACGAUGGUUCAAAGGCUUGAGUCGAUAGAGUCGUCUGAGGAGACCCUUGGGGAUGGUGGCCUCCUUGUGCCGAGUCUGUGCUUUAUGUCCGACCCUUUUGCGAACUCUAGUCAGAUCGCAAAGGGCCCAAGAUAG
Molecule: messenger RNA, 651 nt
Organism: Symbiodinium necroappetens
Lineage: Eukaryota; Dinophyceae; Suessiales; Symbiodiniaceae
Source: the annotation of a GenBank genome assembly